Colletotrichum truncatum is the source of this 903-nucleotide messenger RNA. RefSeq lists its product as uncharacterized. The record is from RefSeq and is a predicted model, not a curated record. Lineage: Eukaryota; Fungi; Ascomycota; Sordariomycetes; Glomerellales; Glomerellaceae.
AUGUUUCGCCCUUGGAACUAUCACCCCCAGGAGAACUCACCCUGGGCGGGUUUUAACAACAUACAAACAGGAAACAGAGUCAACAUCAACACCUUCAACGCCUUCCCCCGCCAAAACGGCCCCGUUUUCAACCCCGGGCUGCGCCUCUUUGACUUUGCAAAUCUCUUUAAUCUCACAAACAACUUCGGCAAUGAAACCUUCCAGAACGACGGCCGUCUCCGUAACCGCGUAACCGUGAUCCUCCCCGAUGGUUCUCACGUCAUGAUCGACCGCAACAUGAUGCACGAGCACUUCCCGCGAACCCGCAAUGCCGUACAAGAUUCCUUCUUCGCCGUGCCCGAGUUCUUGAGGGGGUAUAACCCCGGCUUUGCUGCCAACGCAGGUUUCAACCCACAUAACUUCCACGAGGCUUUCUCUCGGGCUGCGGGAUUCGUCUUCCGAUACAUUGAGAUGCUGUGCAGGCCUCCUCCAUUUGGCGUUGCCCAGAGCCCUGACCUCUUCGCCCGCCCACGAUUCCUACUCGCCAACAUAAGAGAUAGAGUCGGUACAAUCCACGAGAUCUUUUGGCAUGUGCUGCUGCUCUGUUGCGUGCUAGACCAGGACCGCGCGUUGGGCUGCUCGGAAAUGUUUGCGCGGUCCAUUGGAGAGUUCCUGGUGGAGUUUAUGCCCCGCGUCGAGACUUACAUGCCGCCUGGUGCUGCGCAGCUCUUGUUCGUUGGGUAUGCGAGGAUAUUUCGGGAGACAAGAUUCGAGAUGGAGGUGCUGAGGGAGCUGUGGGAAAUGAUGGACGAUGUGGAUCAGGUAUACCUCAGAAAUAUGAUCGGGCCGCAGUUGGCAGGUAAUGGGAUGGGGAACAAUGCGCACCGCAUAUGGACAGCCCUGAGGCAUUUGGGGCUUGUCUAG